Molecule: messenger RNA, 1249 nt
Organism: Boeremia exigua
Lineage: Eukaryota; Fungi; Ascomycota; Dothideomycetes; Pleosporales; Didymellaceae
Product: Macrophomate synthase
Exons: 4
Coding region: 84-1022 (312 amino acids)
Cellular component (GO): cytoplasm
Molecular function (GO): aldehyde-lyase activity
Source: RefSeq, a predicted model, not a curated record
AUUUAAUCAUUUAGUAUUUCACAUUGUCCUUCCCAUUCUCUUCCACAUCACCAAAGCUCUUCAGACCUAGAAGGGAUCUCAAGAUGGCCGAAUUCAAACCCUACAGCGAGCAGCCUCACCUGCAUGCGAGAGCGCCUUACCGCGCUGCUAUGCUCACAUACCCCGGCAAUCUUCGCCAGGCCCUGAAAGACGCCAUGGCAGACCCAUCAAAGACACUAUUUGGCGUUGCUCACGGCAUCCCUAGCACAUUCGUGACCAAGCUUCUCGCAUCCACAAAACCAGACUUCAUCUGGAUCGACGUCGAGCACGGCAUGUUCAACAGGCUCGAGCUGCACGACGCCAUCCACGCGGCACAAGCCCACUCUGAGGGCCGCGCUCUGGUCAUCGUCCGUGUGCCCAAGAACGACGAGCUCUCUUUGAGCACCGCUCUCGACGCCGGCGCUUCAGGCAUCGUCAUCCCGCACGUGGAGUCUGCACAGGAAGUCAAAGACAUGAUCAAGGAGAUGUACUACCCACCCAUUGGCCAUCGCUCCUUCAGCCCAUGGACUUUUUGCCCUUCAGUCUCGGACGCCAGCCUCUAUCCGAAUGACAGCUACAACGUGGCAACGAGUAACAAUCACGUGUGCAUCAUCCCACAGAUCGAGUCCGUCAAGGGCGUUGAGAACGCCGAGGAAAUCGCUGCUGUGCCUGGUGUACACGCGCUAAUGUUCGGGCCUGGUGACUACAUGAUCGAUGCCGGUUUAGAUCUAUCGAGUGUGUUGGGCGGGGAGCCCAAUCCGGCUUUCGUGGAGGCAAUGGGCAAGUUCGGCGCGGCGGCGCACAAGAACGGGCUACCGAUUUUCGGUGGUGCAAUGAGUGUUGAUAUGGUGCCCAUGUUGAUACAGCAGGGAUUCCGAGCAAUUGCUGUGCAGUUCGAUGUCUGGGGCUUGUCAAAGUUGAUCCAUGGAUCCUUGACACAGGCCAGGGCUUCUGCAAAGCAGUUUGCUCCUCCUGAGGGGAACGCGGCGAGCAAUGGAGCUUAGAUGAAACUGAUCCGAAAACAGCGUUGACAGGAAUCGUCCCUACAACUCUGUAGGGACAGUCAAAUGGAAUAAUUUAGGAGAUGAUGCUGCAUCCACUCCUUUGACCAAUGUCUGAUUAAUGACAGCGAGUUUGAGAUAUUGUAUCAGCUGGGCGAACUCGCAUAGAGUGUCAAAAAGAUCGUCUGACAUACGAUCAGUUGGACUCACAAGUCACAGUCUUGAUUGAU